AUCACUCUCUAUCAGUGAAUAGAACCGUUAAGACACAGUUAAUUUUGGGUCAUUAUGAAGUGUAUGAUAUUUCUGGUAUGCAGUCUCUUCGUGCUUCUCUUCCUUUCAAAAUCGGUGAAUGGAACCAUCACCGGUGGUAGUAUUGGUGGAGUUAUUGGUGGUAGUAUUGGUGGUAGUAUUGGUGGAGCUAUUGGUGGAACUAUCAGGGGAGGUCACGCUUCAGGUUAUAUUCGUGGUGCCAGGGGACGACCUGGAGUAUAUGGCAUAUAUAUUCCUUUGUGAGAAAUUUGUCAGGAGGUACUCGGUAUUAUUCAAAAAAAAACGAAAUCUCUUCAAAAUUGUGUGGGUGUUAUUGGUUGUACAAAAAAUUGAAAAUGUCACAUGUGGUUUCUCUUCUGGAAAAAGAAAGGUUCUGAAAACUAUUUGCAGCAUUUUCCUACUGCUCACUGUAUCAAAUCUGACAGCUGGACAAUUUAGAGGACGUGGCAGUGCUAGCGGAAGUGGUGCAAUCAGUGGCAGUAUUGCCGGGGGAGGAGGGCUUGGAUUAGCCGGCAAAGGUGGAGCUGCAGGAGCAAUUGGUGCUGCAGGAGGUAUUGAAUGUCGUGGACCUAAUUGUGGCGCAGGUGCAGCAGGAGGUAUUGAAUGUCGCGGACCUAAUUGUGGUGCCGGUGCUGGUGCUGCUGGUGGCAUUGAAUGUCGCGGUCCUAAUUGUGGUGCCGGUGCUGGUGCUGCAGGUGGCAUUGAAUGUCGCGGUCCUAAUUGCGGUGCCGGUGCUGGUGCUGCAGGUGGCAUUGAAUGUCGCGGUCCAAAUUGUGGUGCUGCAGGUGGUAUUGAAUGUCGCGGUCCAAAUUGUGGUGCCGGUGCUGGCGCUGCAGGAGGUAUUGAAUGUCGCCGACCUAAUUGUGGCGCAGGUGCAGCAGGAGGUAUUGAAUGUCGCGGACCUAAUUGUGGUGAAGGUGCUGGUGCUGCAGGUGGCAUUGAAUGUCGCGGUCCUAAUUGUGGUGCCGGUGCUGGUGCUGCUGGUGGCAUUGAAUGUCGCGGUCCUAAUUGUGGUGACGGUGCUGGUGCUGCAGGUGGUAUUGAAUGUCGCGGUCCUAAUUGCGGUGCCGGUGCUGGUGCUGCAGGUGGCAUUGAAUGUCGCGGUCCAAAUUGUGGUGCUGCAGGUGGUAUUGAAUGUCGCGGUCCAAAUUGUGGCGCCGGUGCUGGUGCUGCAGGAGGUAUUGAAUGUCGCGGACCUAAUUGUGGUGCCGGUGCUGGUGCUGCUGGUGGCAUUGAAUGUCGCGGUCCUAAUUGUGGUUACGGUGCUGGUGCUGCAGGAGGUAUUGAAUGUCGAGGACCUAAUUGUGGUGCAGGUGCAGCAGGAGGUAUUGAAUGUCGCAGACCUAAUUGUGGUGCCGGUGCAGCAGGAGGUAUUGAAUGUCGCGGACCAAAUUGUGGUGCCGGUGCUGGUGCUUCAGGUGGUAUUGAAUGUCGCGGUCCUAAUUGUGGUGCUGCAGAUGUCAUUGAAUGUCGCGGUCCUAAUUGUGGUGCCGGUGCUGGUGCUAUGUCAUUGAAUGUCGCGGUCCUAAUUGUGGUGCCGGUGCUGGUGCUGCUGGUGGCAUUGAAUGUCGCGGUCCUAAUUGUGGUGUGCAGCAGGUGGUAUUGA
Molecule: messenger RNA, 1645 nt
Organism: Argiope bruennichi
Lineage: Eukaryota; Metazoa; Arthropoda; Arachnida; Araneae; Araneidae
Product: loricrin-like
Exons: 8
Coding region: 119-1645 (508 amino acids)
Source: RefSeq, a predicted model, not a curated record